AUGGGGGUUCGCUGGCAGACGGUCGCCUCUCUCUCUCCUCCUCCUCCUCCUCUUCGCUCCUCGUUGACUUUCUACGCGCAUCGUUUCUGGGAACCGCUUACAAUACGCUCGUUCGUCAUGCUUGUACUACGAACAACACCUCUGCUCGCCGCCCUCUCGCUCCUCUCCGUCCUCUCGGCCGCAUCAAGCGACUUGCCCAGUCAACUGCCUCCGCAUGCCGCCCUCCCUCCCUCCCACUCCUCCUCCCUCUUCGCCGACUCCUCCUCCUCCUCCGCCGCCGAAGACUCCCUCAAAGCCCUCCCCCAACCCCUCCCAUUCAAGAUCAAGCGCCCUCGCUCGCUCGAACAAGUCCAGCAGAACCUUGGGAAGCGACUGGCGAAGAGGGGCGAGGAGGGGAGCAAGACGGAGAGGGUGCCGUUCGUUUCGAGGACUGCUGCGGCCACGGGAGGUGGGGAUGGGCAGGGUGGAGCGGAGACGGGGAGGGCGACGCAGCGCGUUACGGCCGGAGGGAGCCGAGGAGGGGGAAGUGUCGCGGCUGCUCAGCCUGUCCCGUCGACGACUCAGACGGUCGAGACAGGCUCGAAGAUCGUCUCGACUGGUCUCUUGACCAUGGCGUCGCCGUCGGCAGCUGCAGGAGGAAGCGGAGGGACGGUCACGCAGGUCGAGACGGCUUCUUCGGGCGUGUUGAUCACCAGCACGGCGGGACCGGCGAGUUCGGCGUCGGCGUCGGAUGUCGCUAGCGCACAGGCAGCAGAGGCGACGUCGAGCACGAGCAUGACCAGCGGAGGAGCGGCGGCGGGCGCGAGUGUAAGCAGGAUGCUUGCGGGAGGAGUUGCGGGUUUUGCCGCCGUCCUCCUCGUGCGGUGA
Messenger RNA from Rhodotorula toruloides NP11, 867 nucleotides. RefSeq lists its product as uncharacterized. The transcript has 2 exons. NCBI's taxonomy places the organism in Eukaryota, Fungi, Basidiomycota, Microbotryomycetes, Sporidiobolales, Sporidiobolaceae. The record is from RefSeq and is a predicted model, not a curated record. The coding region runs from base 1 to 867 and encodes 288 amino acids.